GGGGAAAUGCAGGGAGACCUUGUGAAAAAUCAACUUGAUCAGACUAGUUCUGAUUACGUUUCUUCCUCGACACCACCACCCAGCAACCUGUCACUUCGGGGUUCCGUGAACUUUGAUCGUCAAUUCACAGAGAAAAGACAAUAUUUCCUUGUCACAAAUAGACAUUGUGUGAACACUUCAACCAAGUAUACGGACAUCUUAUUUCCUUCGAAACCAACAACGACGUUACCACAACCACAGAUCACAUAUGCAGCAGGCUCCAAUGGUGAAUCGCAGAUUUCAGUCGUUAGAUUUUUACAAAAUGGAAAUGGACAAGAUUCCUUUCUUUUGUGUUGCGUAGAAAGGCCAUCUGACGCAUUACGCUGCGAAAAUUCUGUACGAUCAUCUCGUGAAUGCAGUCGAGCUGAUCAAUCGUCUCUCGCUCAAAAUCAACUUAGUCAGUCAUCUUGCUCUUCUAAUAAAUCUCACCAAUUAUAUCGCUCUCCCAAGGAAAGUGGCCAUUCAAAUUGCUCUUCUAAUGAAUCUGACCAAUCAUUUCGGGGUACCAAUCCAAAGAACCAAUCGUUUUCUACUUCAGAAAGCAAUGUCAAUCACUUCAAGGCAAAAUAUAAUCGAUACUGUAGUCCAAAAGCAGAUAACACAGUAGCGUCAAGCACUGAUUCCUCUGCGACAGUCAAUAGACUGGAUUGUAGUACAAACGUUAUUGGUUGCUCUUUAUCUACUGAUAUGGUACAAUCACCAUCAGGUCACAUAUUCAAAUUGACCUGUAAUUCCUAUCUGAACAAUGAAAACGGUUUGCCUCCAAUAUCCACAGAUGACCCUAUCACAGCCAACAACCACCUUGAUACCAUGGAUCAUAUGCAAGAUAACUUUGAUGACGACGAGGUAUAUACCUCGUUACCACGUGACCUAUGGUAUCUUGAAAAAAGCGAACUCCUUGCCAUGCCCGACGGAGAUUUUGCAAAGUAUUUGGAUGACAAGGACCACGAUCUUCUUGCACCACAAAUAGAGAGAUCAGCUGGAGAGGAUGGCGUCGUGCCCUCCUCACCAAUAAGGUUGCUAAGCAACCCGUGCACUCCCGACAUAAGUGUGGUAGACAGCCAGGAGUUGGAGUUGUUCGAUUGUUGCGAUGAAAGUAUGUAUAAAUCACCUUUACCUGUCAUCACGGACUCUCCGCAAUAUGGUACAUUAAACUGGGGCUUAAAGCCGACUAUUAUUUAUAAAACACCGGAUGGUUCGACGUUUUUGGAAGACGAUUGCAAUAAUUUCAAGAAGUACAGCAUCAGUGCUGGUAACGUCCAAAUACUGACGCCAUCUCCGUCCAGCGACGACAAGUCACGAAGGAUGUCGUGUCGGAUGAAAGAUAAACGGCCACGUAACAAACAAAGAGUUUACCGAAAAAGAGAUGAACGUGUCGAAGAUGUUCAUGAAGUUCCUGCAAAUGAAUCAACUGAUAAUAAGAAUAUCGGAAAAGUUUUCGACUCAAAUGAGGAUCCAAUGUGGUUUGAAUAUGAAAAGGAGAAAAGCCUUUUAUGCGAACAAGAAUUUUCUUUUCCCCAUGGACAAAAUAGCGAAUCGGGGGCUUCGGAUAAUCACAAAAACUACGAGACGUACCUUGAUCUCACCAAUGUUGUGAAUUCUAUAUCUCAGGAGCCAUUAGAAGAACCAAGCGGCACUCUGAGUUCGACAGUGGAUCUUGGGGUAUCUUGUGAAGGGAUGCCAAGAUUACGUGACCUCGAGGUGAUCCAACCAGAGAAAAAUUUAAGCGUUAGAAAACGCAAACGCUCUAGGACCUAUUCCAAAACGACGAAAGCAAGUAAAAGUCGGAGAAAAAACACUCAACCAAAAAAGAAAAACGACUUUCAAGACUCAUACAACGAUAGAAGCAAGAACGUUCCUAUCGAAAACAUUGACGGUUAUUCUCCAUCAAAUAACCAAUGCGUUACGCCACUCUUGCCAAGCUGUCUUUUCUCGGUUCCAUGGUCAACUAUGGAUGACGUCUUAUACAAUAACGACAAUCUGUCAUCAGUCUCAGAUGGAUUUUCACACGGGUGUCCUCAGAUGGUCCCUACGCUUCAAACCACGCAAACCUCGUCACAAACAUUUGAAAGACUUGCUUCUCAACCUAUGGAAGGGAACACGAAACCAAGAAGUGACUGGUUCCACCAGUUGGGUGAUCUUGUCCAGAUGGAAAUGCUGCCAGGUCGUGCAGAAAGAUCGGAUGUUGAAAUCAACAGCUUCGAAAAGAAUGCAACACCUAAUGGAUUAAUGUCGUUUUUCACGGAGAAACGAAAUUCAGUUUUGAUUGAUAAUCCUAAUCUUCAAUCUAAACCUUACGAAAUCACGAAGAGAUUGAUUGAGAUGUGGAAAAACCUGAGUAGAAGGGAACGAACACAUUUUGCGCAAAAGGAGACGCAAUUAAAGAGAAAUUGAUAUUAUUAAUAAGGUAAAUUGUUUCAACCACAUGUUAGUAUUUUAUUUCACAAUGUUAAUAUAAUAUAAUCAGCACUAUUAAAUGGAUCUAUUUAUAACUAAUAUCUAAUAUGACAAACCAUAAUAGUCCAAUUUUUAAGACGUUGUGUAUUUGUAAAGGCGUUGUGUAUUUGUAAAGGCGUUGAAAUUGUUGUGGAAUAGCAUACUAAUUAUAUCACAUUGUUUUGAAGUUACAAA
Xenia sp. Carnegie-2017 is the source of this 2670-nucleotide messenger RNA. RefSeq lists its product as uncharacterized. Lineage: Eukaryota; Metazoa; Cnidaria; Anthozoa; Malacalcyonacea; Xeniidae. The record is from RefSeq and is a predicted model, not a curated record. Bases 7 to 2433 code for a protein of 808 amino acids. The transcript has 10 exons.